Dromaius novaehollandiae (emu) is the source of this 2430-nucleotide messenger RNA. RefSeq names its product metabotropic glutamate receptor 6-like. Gene Ontology annotation, biological process: regulation of synaptic transmission, glutamatergic; G protein-coupled glutamate receptor signaling pathway. The coding region runs from base 41 to 2413 and encodes 790 amino acids. The record is from RefSeq and is a predicted model, not a curated record. The transcript has 10 exons. Gene Ontology annotation, molecular function: adenylate cyclase inhibiting G protein-coupled glutamate receptor activity. Gene Ontology annotation, cellular component: plasma membrane. Lineage: Eukaryota; Metazoa; Chordata; Aves; Casuariiformes; Dromaiidae.
GGCGCUGCGCAAGGAGCAGGGGGUGCAGCGCCUGGAGGCCAUGCUCUACGCCCUGGACCGGGUGAACGGCGACCCGCGCCUGCUGCCCAACGUCACGCUGGGCGCCCGCAUCCUCGACACCUGCUCCCGCGACACCUACGCCCUGGAGCAGGCCCUCUCCUUCGGCGGCGCCCGCCUGCGCGGCCGCGCCGAGGACGAGGGGCGCUGCGCCGACGGGCGGCCCCCCCGCCGGCCCCCCCCCGAGCGCCUCGUCGGCGUCAUCGGCGCCUCCGCCAGCUCCGUCUCCAUCAUGGUGGCCAACGUGCUGCGGCUCUUUGCGAUCCCGCAGAUCAGCUACGCGUCGACGGCGCCGGAGCUGAGCGACGGGGGCCGCUACGAGUUCUUCUCGCGCGUGGUGCCGCCGGACUCGUACCAGGCGCAGGCCAUGGUGGACGUGGUGCGGGCCCUGGGCUGGAGCUACGUCUCCACGCUGGCCUCCGAGGGCAGCUACGGCGAGAGCGGCGUCGACGCCUUCGUGCAGAGCUCCCGCGAGGCCGGGGGCCUGUGCGUGGCGCAGUCGGUGAAGCUGCCGCGGGAGCCGCGCCGGGGCGAGUACGGGAAGGCGCUGGGGCGGCUGCUGGAGACGCCGGCCGCCCGCGCCGUGGUGCUCUUCGCCAACGAGGACGACAUCCGGGGGAUGCUGGCGGCGGCGGCUCGCGCCAACCUCUCGGGCCACUUCGCCUGGGUGGGCUCCGACAGCUGGGGGGCCAAGAUGGCGCCCGUGCAGGGCCUGGAGGAGGCGGCCUGGGGCGCCGUCACCAUCCUGCCCACCCGCGCCUCCGUCCCCGGCUUCGACGAGUACUUCACGUCGCGCUCGCUGGAGAACAACCGCCGCAACCGCUGGUUCCACGAGUUCUGGGAGGAGGACUUCAACUGCCGCCUGCCCCACGGCGCGCCCCACGGCGCGCCCCACGCCGACGGCCCGCCCCCCCGCAAGUGCACAGGCCGGGAGCGCAUCGGGCGCGACUCGCCCUACGAGCAGGAGGGCAAGGUGCAGUUCGUCAUCGACGCCGUGUUCGCCAUGGCGCGGGGGCUGCACAGCCUGCUGGGAGAGCAGUGCCCCGGCGGGGGGGGGCUCUGCCCCCGCGCCGACCCCCCCGACGGCCGCCGCCUCCUCGCCCACAUCCGCCGCCUCGCCUUCAACGGGAGCGCGGGGACGCCGGUGAGCUUCAACGAGAACGGCGACGCGCCGGGCCGCUACGACAUCUUCCAGUUCCAGGGCGUCAACGGCAGCGGCGGCGCCUACCGACCCGUGGGGCAGUGGGUGCAGGGCCUGCGCCUGCAGGUGGAGUCGAUGCGCUGGGGCCUGGGCCCCCCGGGCACCCCGCCGCCGUCCGCCUGCAGCCCGCCGUGCGGCCCGGGCGAGCGCAAGAAGCCGGUGGAAGGGGUGCCGUGCUGCUGGCACUGCGAGGCCUGCGGCGGCUACCGCUACCGCGCCGACGCCUUCACCUGCCGCCCCUGCGGCCCGGCGCUGCGACCCACGGCGGACCGCGCCGGCUGCCGCCCCACGCCGCUGCUCCGCCUGGCCUGGCGCUCGCCCUGGGCCGCCGCCCCGCUGGCCCUGGCCGCCGCCGGCCUGGCCGCCACCGCCUUCGUCCUGGCCACCUUCGCCCGCCACCACGACACGCCCAUCGUGCGGGCGUCGGGCCGCGAGCUCAGCUACGUGCUGCUGGCCGGCAUCGCCCUCGUCUACGCCAUCACCUUCCCCAUGGUGGCCCAGCCCGGCGUGGCCGUCUGCGCCCUGCGCCGCCUCUUCCUCGGCCUCGGCAUGAGCGUCACCUACGCCGCCCUGCUCACCAAGACCAACCGCAUCUACCGCAUCUUCGAGCAGGGCAAGCGCUCGGUGACACCCCCGCGCUUCAUCAGCCCCCGCUCGCAGCUGGCCAUCACCUUCGGCCUCAGCGGGGUGCAGCUGGCGGCGGCGGGGGCCUGGCUGGCCCUGCGGCCCCCCCACGCCGUGCUCGACUACGAGGCCGGCCGCACGGGCGACCCGGCGCGGGCCCGGGCCGUGCUGCGCUGCGACAUGGCCGAGGGGGCCACGCUGGGGGCCCUGGCCUACGCCCUGCUGCUCAUGCUCACCUGCACCGUCUACGCCGUCAAGGCCCGCGGCGUCCCCGAGGCCUUCAACGAGGCCAAGCCCAUCGGCUUCGCCAUGUACACCACCUGCGUCGUCUGGCUCGCCUUCGGGCCCAUCUUCUUCGGCGCCGCGCAGAGCGCCGAGCGGGUGUACAUCCAGACGGCGACGCUGACCAUCUCCAUGAGCCUCUCGGCCUCGGUGCCGCUGGGGCUGCUCUACGCGCCCAAGGUCUACGUCAUCCUGCGCCACCCCGAGCGCAACGCCCCCCGCCGCCCCCGCGGGCCCCCCACCCCCUAGCGACACCCCCCCGGAAA